Messenger RNA from Aspergillus novofumigatus IBT 16806, 3198 nucleotides. RefSeq names its product glycoside hydrolase family 47 protein. The transcript is spliced from 5 exons. Gene Ontology annotation, molecular function: calcium ion binding; mannosyl-oligosaccharide 1,2-alpha-mannosidase activity. The record is from RefSeq and is a predicted model, not a curated record. NCBI's taxonomy places the organism in Eukaryota, Fungi, Ascomycota, Eurotiomycetes, Eurotiales, Aspergillaceae. Gene Ontology annotation, cellular component: membrane; endoplasmic reticulum. The coding region runs from base 1 to 3198 and encodes 1065 amino acids. Gene Ontology annotation, biological process: carbohydrate metabolic process; mannose trimming involved in glycoprotein ERAD pathway; endoplasmic reticulum mannose trimming.
AUGUUGGAGCUUACAGAUGUUCGGCCUUCGAUCAGCAUGCAUGAUUUGGGUCUCACUCCUGUCGCUAUGGCUCGCCACGGCUCAGGGAAAGAGACCGAGCACAUGUUCUACCAUGGGUUCGAGAAUUAUAUGAAAUACGCGUUUCCGGAAGACGAGCUGCGUCCUUUAUCCUGUCGUCCGCUUGUUCGCGAUCGUGAUAACCCCUCGAAUGCUGAGCUCAACGACGUCCUGGGAAAUUACUCCCUUACCCUGAUUGACAGCCUGUCCUCGUUAGCGAUAUUGUCGUCUAGUCCGGAUGAAGGCGAGAGAGCUUGGAACCACUUCCAAGACGGAGUGAGGGAUUUUGUUAACUUAUACGGGGACGGCUCGGAUGGCCCUGCUGGUCAGGGUGAACGGUCAAGGGGAUUCGAUCUUGACAGCAAAGUACAAGUCUUUGAGACCGUCAUUCGAGGGCUAGGGGGAUUGCUCAGUGCUCAUCUUUUCUCCGUUGGUGACCUUCCAAUCACCAGAUACACUCCUCCGGAACCGGAAGCCACCUUCGCCAAAGCAUGGAACAAAUCAGCGUUUCCAGAACAUUAUCAUGGGAUCAAGUGGACAAACGGAUUUGUAUAUGAUGGUCAGCUUCUCCGGCUCGCUGCUGAUCUGGCAAAACGCCUUCUACCUGCGUUUUAUACGGACACUGGUCUUCCAUACCCUCGAGUGAAUCUGCGGUACGGCGUUCAACGGCGCCCGUUCUAUGCGAAUUCGCCCUUGAAUGCAGACAAACAAUGCCAUGGGCCUGAUCAUGAGGUCUGUCGAGAAGACCGUCAGCGCGCUUCUUCAGAAACCACGGAAACUUGCAGUGCGGGUGCAGGCAGCCUAGUUCUCGAGUUUACGGUUCUGAGCAGGCUCACCGGAGAUGGCCGAUACGAAGAACUUGCGAAGAGAGCAUUUUGGGCUGUUUGGACGCGAAGAAGUGACAUUGGACUGAUUGGUUCGGGAAUAGAUGCGGAAUCAGGUCGUUGGGUUCAUUCUUAUACCGGGAUUGGCGCUGGCAUUGACAGCUUUUUUGAAUACGCUUUCAAAUCCUACGUCCUUCUCUCGUCGGGACAACGCUCCUCGCAUGAUCCCAGAAGUCCCUGGCAGGCCCUGGAUGGGUACUUUCCGCCGUUGAGUGAAUAUGAGCACUCAGCGGAAGCGUUCCUGCGCGUGUGGGAAGAGUCUCAUGCGGCUAUCAAACGGCAUCUAUAUCGAGGGGAGGGUUAUCAACAUCCGCAUGUGAUUCAAGGCGAUAUUUUUACCGGCGCAACACGGGCAUUCUGGAUCGAUAGUCUGAGCGCUUUCUAUCCAGGUCUUCUUUCGAUAGCAGGGGAGCUGGAUGAGGCCAUAGCCAUACACCUUUUGACGACAGCAGUCUGGACCCGAUUCUCUGGCCUUCCUGAAAGAUGGAACGUUGCCACCGGGAACAUUGAGGGUGAGCUUGCUUGGUACGGUGGCCGUCCAGAGUUCAUUGAGUCCACAUACUACAUAUAUCGGGCCACCAAGGACCCAUGGUAUCUCCAUGUUGGCGAGAUGGUACUCCGAGAUCUCAAACGCCGGUGUUGGGCGAAGUGCGGCUGGGCCGGUCUACAGGACGUCCGCAACGGAGAGUUGAACGAUCGAAUGGAGAGUUUCUUUCUGGGAGAGACUGCCAAAUAUCUGUUUCUCCUAUAUCACCCCGACCAUCCUUUGAAUAACAUGGAUCGGCCCUUUGUCUUUUCAACCGAGGGUCAUCCGCUGAUUAUACCUACAAGUACCAGUGCCAGCACUCAUCAGCAUAGGAAGCAGGCGCAGCAUGAAGAGCUGAUCAAUCUACCGGUUUGCCAGUCGGCACCUGAGCCACCGACAUUCGGUCUAUCCUCAACGGCGGCGCGUCCUGACGUUUUCCAUGCUGCAACUUUGGCUCGUUUGCAUCUAAUGCCGAGCAGAGGCCCGACCGAAGGGCCUAUUCUAGAGUAUGCACAUGACCAUCCUAGUGUGACAGUGUCCGAUCUAUCGUCGCCCACCAACUACACGUAUUACCCGUGGACUCUUCCGCCUGAAUUGGUGCCCUUCAAUGCAACAAGCUCGCCGAUGACCUCGCGACCGACACUCGACAUCUCUUUCCCAGCCAUUCCAGGUAUGGUCAUGGGUCCCGGGUCAAUUGAGCGGGUUCGGGAUGGCAUUUUCAUCAAGAACAUCGGAGGCCUUCGAUUGAGCAUGGUUCAGGAUGUGCCGUCGCUCGACGCGACUGGGAAGGCGAGCCAGGAUGAUUUCCGUGUGCAGGUGAUUAACAAUGUGCCUUUGGGCAAAGAUGAGAAGGUAUACCUCUCACGAGAAAUCACCUUUGAUAUCCUCGAUCCCACUGAUCCCAAUUUCACUCGGAUGCGCGACUCUGCCAUGAUUGACAUCGUCAUUGACGUAGUGCCAGAGCUUCUCCGUCGAGGAAAUGAUUCGAAUGGUAAUCGCGAACGAGGUGCUGCGGAGCAUAGUGGAGAACAUGUCAUCCAAGAAAACGCAUCCGUCGACAACAAGAUGGGGAGCGUCGACCCUUCGACCUCCGGAAUGAAGAACGUGUUCUCAUCUCUAAUGGACACAGUGUCUGCACUACUGCGGGACGAGAAUCCAGGGUUGACGACCCAAUCACCCUCGAAAAAGUUGUCUAUUGUACGGUUGAUCCUGCCAGCUGCCGUAUCUAGCGGCGCAGGCUCGGCUCCCGUCCCAGAAGUGGAGGACGCCUCUAUUGUUUCCAUCUCGGGGGGCCGUCUGAAAAUCUGUGACCACCGGAUCUUCCGGGAGAUUGCUCAAAGUCAUCAAGUCCUGGUCAUCAAACGAGGCGGCUGCGGCUUCUCUCAAAAACUGCGCAACAUUGCCGCUUACCCACCUUCCCGACACGCCCUCAAGCUUGUCAUUGUGAUUGAUUACGAUGAGAACGCGUUCGCGGAGGCUUCAACGUCCAAACCUCCCCCUUCUGCAGGUCUGGCCGCCGUUCGCGCUGAACCGUUUCUUAUCCGGCCGUUAUUAGACGAGCCGCAAAUGACCGCAGGAGGGUUUCCCCGUCGCCAUCCUAUUAGCAUGGUAAUGGUUGGCGGCGGCGAGGAAACGUAUGAGUUGCUGCGACGUGCGACAGGUGUUGGCAUAAAGCGACGCUAUUCGGUCCGCUCUCAGGGCAUACCGAUCAAUAAUUUGUACAUAGUCUGA